Messenger RNA from Danio aesculapii, 3642 nucleotides. RefSeq names its product gastrula zinc finger protein XlCGF57.1-like. The transcript is spliced from 4 exons. NCBI's taxonomy places the organism in Eukaryota, Metazoa, Chordata, Actinopteri, Cypriniformes, Danionidae. Bases 158 to 1603 code for a protein of 481 amino acids. Gene Ontology annotation, cellular component: nucleus. Gene Ontology annotation, biological process: regulation of transcription by RNA polymerase II. Gene Ontology annotation, molecular function: RNA polymerase II cis-regulatory region sequence-specific DNA binding; DNA-binding transcription factor activity, RNA polymerase II-specific. The record is from RefSeq and is a predicted model, not a curated record.
AAAUUUUGUACCUGGUGUUAUUAUUUUAACCCUUUAUACAACGUAGCACUGUUUUACUCACAGCAGUGAGGGCUAUUGUUUGAACAACAGAAAUGAUAUAUUGUCCAAACACAGAGAAAAACUCCUGCUGAAGCGACUGAUCUCCACACUUAUAAAGAUGGCGUUUAUUAAAGAGGAGAGUGAAGAUGUGAAGAUUGAAGAAACAUUCAGAGUCAAACAGGAAGAUCUGCAGGAACAAACAGGUGGCUGUCAAAGGAAGGAGGGACCGGUGAACCAGGAAGUCUGUGCCAGGUAUGAUGCAGACCAAAUUGAAGAGAAUGAGGGGAAUAAAGAAGAGGAUCAUCAUGUCAAAAUUGAGGAAAAAACUCAUUUACAGACUGAUGGUAUUUUGAAAAGGAGAGACAAGAAUCAUUUCACCUGCACACAGUGUGGAAAGAGUUUUGGAAGACAAAGCAGUCUUAAAAUUCACAUGAGGAUCCACACUGGAGAGAAACCAUUCACAUGCACUCAGUGUGGGAAGAGUUUCAUCCAAUCAUCAUCCCUUAAUCUACACAUGAUGAGCCACAAUGGAGAGAAACCAUUCACUUGCACCCGGUGUGGGAAGAGUUUCAGCCGCUCAUCACACCUUGAUCACCACAUGAGGAUCCACACUGGAGAGAAACCAUUCAUGUGCACUCAGUGUGGGAAGAGAUUCAGCCUAUCAUCAUCCCUUAAUCAACACAUGAGGAUCCACACUGGAGAGAAACCAUUCAUGUGCACUCAGUGUGGGAAGAGUUUCAGCCUAUCAUCAUCCCUUAAUCUACACUUAAGAAUCCACACUGGAGAGAAACCAUUCACAUGCACUCAGUGUGGGAAGAGUUUCAGCCAAUCAUCACACCUUAAUCAACACAUGAGGAUCCACACUGGAGAGAAACCAUUCACUUGCACCCGGUGUGGGAAGAGUUUCAGCCGUUCAUCACACCUUAAUCACCACAUGAGGAUCCACACUGGAGAGAAACCAUUCAUGUGCACUCAGUGUGGGAAGAGUUUCAGCCAAUCAUCAUCCCUUAAUCUACACAUGAUGAUCCACACUGGAGAGGAACCAUUCACAUGCACUCAGUGUGGGAAAAGUUUCUGCCAAUCAUCACACCUUAAUCUGCACAUGAGGAUCCACACUGGAGAGAAACCAUUCACUUGCACUCAGUGUGAGAGGAGUUUUAACUACUCCUCAAACCUUAAUAAACACAUAAGGAUCCACACUGGAGAGAAACCAUUUGCAUGCACUCAGUGUGAGAGGAGUUUCAACCAAUCAUCAUCCCUUAAUAAACACAUGAGGAUCCACACUGGAGAGAAACCAUUCACUUGCACUCAGUGUGGAAAGAGUUUUGGAAGAAAAUGCAAUCUUAAGAUUCACCUGAGGAUCCACACUGGAGAGAAACCAUUCACAUGCACUCAGUGUGAGAAGAGUUUUAACAAAUCAUCAAACCUUAAUAAACACAUGAGGAUCCACACUGGAGAGAAACCAUUCACAUGCACUCAGUGUCGGAAGAGUUUUAACUGCUCAUCACACCUUAAUAAACAUAUGAGGAUCCACACUGGAGAGAAACCAUUCAAUUGCACUUAAGCCGCGGUCACAAUGGACUUUUCUCCCCAUAGACUUCCAUGUAUACGCAUGCGAAUGUCUCAGACCGAAAACGCAAGUCUGUGUGUUUUGCAGUUCACUGCAUUGCAAAGUUCAAGCUUGGUGAACUUUGACCUGUGAAAUCACAUCACUUGACUGUGUAAGACCAAUUGUAGAUCAAAACAUGACCUCUCUGGACAGAAAUUAAAAAUAUAGACCAAUCGCUCACUUUUUUUAAUGUCUAAUCAUCUUGUUUAAUCCCGCCCCUUUUCUAGGGCUGCUCGAUUAUGGGUAAAAUCAAAAGCACGAUCAUUUUGGUCAUAAUUUUAUAUCACGAUUAUUCAAAAUGAUUAUCAGUUAAGUCAAAAUUAUUCGCCCUUCUGUGAAUUUUUUUUUGUAUAUAUAAAUAUUUCCCAAAUGAUUAUUAACAGAGGAAUUUUUCACAAUAUUUCCUAUAAUAUUUUUUUCUUCUGGAGAAAGGCUUAUUUGUUUUAUUUCGGCUAGAGUGAAAGCAGGUUUAAAUAUUUUGAAAUCUAUUUUAAUAGCUUAGUAUUUCUAGCUCCCUUAAGCAAUAUAUAUUUUAAUUGUCUGAGAAGAAACUACUGUUAUACAAUGACUUGCCUAAUUACACUAAUUAAGCCUUUGAAUGUCACUUUAAGCUGAAUACUAGUAUCUUGAAAAAUAUCUAGUAAAAUAUAAUGUGCUGUCACAGCAAAGAUAAAAGAAAUCAGCAACAAAUGUGUACAACUAUAAAGGGGGCGGUAUAAGAUGCAUUAAUCGUUUAUCUCGAUCAAUUGUUUUCCAUACUCUGUAGAAGCCAAAAUCAAAACCAGAUUUUCGAUUAAUUGCACAGCCCUACCCUUUUCGCAGCGCCAUACAACAGAAUUUCGCAUGCUCAAACUCUAGUGUGACCGCAGCUUCGGUGUGGGAUGAGAUUCAGCAACUCCUCAGACCUUAAUAAACACAUAAAGACCCAUACUAGAGAGAAACCAUUCACAUUCACUCAGUGUGGGAAGAGUUUUAGCUGAUCAGCAAUCCUUAACGAACACAUGAAGAUCCACACUGGUGUGAAAGAGUAUAUGUGCUUGAGUGUGAGAAGACUUUUAUUACAGCUCCAAAAUUAAAACUGCACCAGACGAUUCACACUGGAGAAGACCGUACAAGUGUUCACACUGUGACAUGUCUGAAUAAUGUUUGAAAAGGCUGAGUGACGGUAUACUGUUUUCCAACACUCUUACACUGCAGUAGGUGGGGUUGUAAAUGUGUCCUCGCAUUUACUGUAAACACGAUGGUGGCGGCUGAGAGAAGAACAGUUUCAUACACAUCUGGCAAACCACCUCUGCAGCUUGAAAUCUCUUUGCAAGUGAUUGUACAGGUGCGGAUACAUCUGUACUUUACUCUCCAGUAUAUUCAUGUAGCUAGUGUUGUUUUGGAUGAUGUUCUCUGUCUGACUCCCUGAAUGAGAAACAAAUCACUGGGAAGACGCUGCACAUCAAAGAAGGUGGAGCUCCAGGACGGUUAGUUUGCAGUAUACCAGGGCCUCAAGUUUAGAAAGCUCAUUCAAUUGUCCAGUGUUGCAUCUUUUAUUAGUAAAGUUUCUUUAUUUUUAGGUUCAAGAUUCUUUCUAGUUUACUACAUUUACUUUUCUGAGUAGAAUACAAACUUGAUGAAUAUUUUAUGAUUUAAGCAGAGCGACAGGUAUUAAGUUUUACAAUAUUAAUACACUGUGAUGAUCCCAAGACUCCAUAUUGCAGUAUGUGGUAAAUCCUGAUUGGAUGCCUGCAUUACUCAUCAAUGGAUUUAUAAAAGUUGUUGCGCUAGAUACACCAGGAAGCUGUGGCUACUCGGGAGUCCCCAUGUCUAGACCUGCCCUCUCAUUGACUCUUUAACCUUAUGGUUUUGUUUUGCAUUACUUGUAUCAUGUAGUUAAAGUGUUGUUGUGAUUAUAUUCUGAGUUCUUUAUCUUCAUUAUUAUCCCUAGACAUUUGUUGGUUGCUUUGAUUGAUUGUUCUAUGAGUGACAUUUUAUAAUAAAUAAUUUGC